AAAACACUGGAGGCCCCUGGAGGAGAAGCAAAGGAAAAACGAGUGAAUUGAGCACAAUCAUAGGUCUGGGCUGUCUUGAAAGGACUUACAUCAACUAAUUCAUGCUAUUUACCAAAUCUGACGGGAAUAUUUAUAGGCGACCGCGCUACACCCAUUCAGGCUGAUCGAGUCCGUCAAGACACAGUCUAUCUAAAUGCUGAAGAAUAAAGCCAGCUAAGAGUUUGCGAUGAGCCACGGAAUGGACGGAUACUACGACCAGCAAGUGCCUUACAUGGUGACUCCUAAACCGCAUGGAGGAAAAUGUAGCGAAAGGACAACUAAUGAAAGGAAAAGGAAACUCAUUGACACUGAUUUAGCUCAAGAUUCAGAAGAACUCUUCCAGGAUUUGAGCCAGCUGCAGGAAACGUGGCUCGCAGAAGCUCAGGUCCCUGACAAUGAUGAACAGUUUGUGCCAGAUUUCCAGUCUGAAAAUUUGGCUUUUCAUGGCCUCUCUCUAAAAAUCAAGAAGGAACCACAGAGUCCCUGUUCUGAGCUGAGCACUGCCUGCAGCCACGAGCAACCUUUCAAGUUCAGCUAUGGGGAAAAGUGCCUGUAUAAUGUCAGUGCCUACGACCAGAAGCCGCCUGCUGGAUUGAAACUCUCUAACCCGCCAACCCCAUCCAGCACACCAGUGUCCCCCUUGCACCAUGGCUCUCCUAAUCCUGCAGCUACUCCCAAACCGGACAGAAGUUUUCCAGCUCAUCUUCCUGCCACCCAGCCCAUUCCAGAGAACACCUACCCAAUGGAUCCUAGAUUCCGGCGUCAGCUCUCCGAGCCAUGCCAUUCAUUCCCACCUCCACAUGGACUGCCCAGGGAAGGUCGUCCCAUGUACCAGAGGCAGUUGUCUGAGCCCAACAUCCCCUUUCCCCCUCAGGGGUUCAAACAGGAAUACCAUGAUCCAGUCUAUGAACAUGCCACUAUGAUUAGUGGUCCAACGAACCAGAGUUUUCCACAGCCCAUGAUGAUUAAGCAGGAGCCGCGGGAUUAUGCAUAUGAUUCAGGUUGCAUGUAUGAAAAAGGUCCUAGACACUUUUAUGAUGACACCUGUGUAGUUCCUGAAAAGUUUGACAGUGACAUCAAGCAGGAGCCAGGCAUAUACCGGGAAGGACCUACUUACCAGCGCAGAGGCUCCCUCCAGCUCUGGCAGUUCCUCGUGGCUCUGCUGGAUGAUCCAGCAAACUCGCACUUUAUUGCCUGGACAGGCCGUGGCAUGGAGUUCAAACUCAUUGAGCCAGAGGAGGUGGCACGGCGUUGGGGAAUCCAGAAGAACCGACCUGCUAUGAACUAUGACAAGUUGAGCCGUUCGCUGCGCUACUACUAUGAAAAAGGCAUCAUGCAAAAAGUUGCUGGAGAAAGAUAUGUGUACAAAUUUGUCUGUGACCCUGAAGCGCUUUUCUCCAUGGCUUUCCCAGACAACCAGAGGCCUGUACUGAAAACUGACAUGGAGCGUCACAUCAAUGAAGAGGAUACUGUCCCUCUAUCCCAUUUUGAUGAGAACAUGGCGUAUAUACAAGAUAGUGGCUGUUGCAAUCCCCAUCCAUACAAUGAAGCCUAUGUGUACUGACACAACCUUUUUGGGGCAGUCACUUCGUUUUUCUUUUUUCUCUGUUGUUUUCCUCUGUAAGCCGUGACCCAGUCUGGAUUUACUUUGUUUCUUCAGCAUCUCUGACGUUAAGGAAAGGGUCCACAGUUUCUGUCGCAUUAACCCCAUGGUCCAUUACCAGGGACAGUGCACUUUAUGAAAAGACUCGUUCGAGCUCUACUUGUUUUUUUUUCAGGGUGGGAAAGGGUGGGCAGUGUUUUUUUUUUUGUUUUUGCCUUUUAUUUGGCGGGAAAGAGGGGGGGAAUGGGAUGAUUGGAAGUUGCAGAUAUUUAAGUGGUUUGAUUGAUGCUGUCUUAAGAAUUUUGCUUUCCUAUCAGAUAAAAACUUACCAAGUCAAACUUUCAAAAACUCUGCUGAUAUCAGUAAUAAAAGAAACUGCAUAUCUAAUAUUGCUGUGUUAACACAGCUGUCACUCUUUAAAAAAAUCUAUAUCUAAGUAGAUAUAUAGUACUUUUUGUCAGGGUACACAUUAAUAUACAGUCAAACAUUUUACUCCUGUGUCAUAUUUGUUAAAAUAUAUGAAUACUAGAAUAUGCUUGUACUGCAGUCUCCUUUUCUGUAAAUUCUUUCAAACGCAGGGUCUAAUAAAGCAAUUUGAAGCAUUGCUGUACAGGUAGCAUUUCAGGACAAAUAGUCAACUUAAACAUUUACUGCCUACGAUGUAGCUUAUGCUGUAGUUAUACCAUGAGCAACUGUGUGCUUUAGAAAUUGGGAAAAGAUUACCCACCUACAACUUGCUGAAGGUUUUUUUUAAGCUUAAAGAUUUCUAGAUCAAGGGAAAUGUUACCUAAUGUGGCCUGUCAGUGGCAACAUUUCAUUUGCACUCAUUUCAGUCUUCAGAUCUGCACAUUCAAGUACCAUAUUGUGAUAUCCAUAUCAAUAGAGAAUAAGACAUUUUUAUAGUUCGCUAAGAAUUUUUAAAGUGGGUUACCAGGAUGCAUGAGCUUUGACAUUACAUUGAGCAGUAUCAGUAUUUAGUCCUUAGAUAUUCAUAUCUGCAGCCCAAAGAGUAGCCUCAGCACUGAUAUUAAACUGGUUAACUGGAUUUGGAUGUGAAUGAAUUAAUCUUUCCUACUCAAAUAUUGUUCAGCCUUAUUUCACUGCUUUUGUUAGUAACCCUGUUAAGCACAAAAUGUCAUCAGAAAUUGAAGCUCGUUCAUCAAAUCACAAUUAAAGCAAAUGGACGUGACUGGAUUUUAUUUGUUUAAUGUACAUUGAGGGUGCCAUGCCAUGCUCUUCUGUGUUCAGAUGGCAGAAGCUGUGUAUGUGAAGGGUGAUCCAUAUUAAGACAAAAUAUGCACUGCAUAUGAUUGUUCCCAGAGUAACAAAAGCAAAGCGCUGAUUAAGUUUCUGUUUACUCACUGAAUUGGUAACGUUUGCCCACUUUCCUCAAGCUUAAAUAUUUUCUUCAGUCAAUAAUGUUUAUUGAAGUAACAUGCGCACUAUAACGUAAUUAACUAUUCUGCACUACUAAAAAGUACUUCAGGUGCUAUAGUGUCAUAGAAUGCCACAACACAUAAAUAGGCCCUUUGGCCCAUCUAGUUUGUGCUGAACUAUUAAUCUGCCUAGUCCCUUUGACCUAUAUCCAGAUUUUAACCCUCAUCCAAAUUUCUCUUAAAUGUUGAAAUCAAACUUGCAUCUGCCAGUUCUGCUGGCAGCUCGUUCUACACUCUCACCAACUUCUGAGUGAGGAAGUUCCCCCUCUUGUUCCCCUUAAACAUUUCACCUUUCAUUCUUAACGCAUGAUCUCUAGUUCUUGUUUCACCCAAACACAGUGGGAAAGCCUGAUUGCAAUUACACCAUCUAUAUAAAUGAGUGGGCAUUAUUUUGGAUUAUAUUGCAUUUCCUUUCUGUAUCAAAAGAAGUCAUAACAAACUUUAACAAAAUUUGUGUACACUUCAUUAAUAUUCUUAACAUUACUGUCAUCUGAAAAUGCACUCUGGGUUAUUUUGUAAGUUUUUUAAAAAAUACUUAAGAACCUGCUUUCAAUCAAGUCAUUCAGUCCAGGAAUCGAAUGCUAUCAAGCCCUCAUAAUAUGUGAAAAUUAAUCUGGGGAAGACAAUCACAAGAUGCAGAGAAAUCCUUAAAAAUUCCCAAUAGUGAUGAAAUAAUUACACAUGGAGAUAAUAAAAAAGGAAAAUAUAGAUUACAUAUAAUAAUUUAAAUGCUUCAAUUGUGUUUUUAUUCUGAUCACCAGCGGACAAUGAUUUUUAUGUUAUUUUGCUAAUGUUUUUAAAUCUCAAUCUCAUACAGUUCUCCAGGCUGCUGAGCACUGGGACUUCAUUAGUUCAGUUCUACUUGGCCCAGUUUGCUGGGUUUUCCUACUUGUAAAACCCAUAUAUCCUUCUAUUUCUGUAUAUCAACAGAACUUAAUGUGUAAUUUGAUAACCUAUUGCAAAAUGUUCAGUAUCUGGGAAGUAAAAAGCGCGGUGAUGGUCAAAACCUUUCAUCUGUUAUCUCAGAUCAGUAUGACUACACUCAUGUAGAAUGCACUCCUUGAUCACAACAUUGCUCGGCUACCGUUAUUUAUUUUACUGAUAUAUUCAAAAGAGUAAUAGAACUAUACUGCAGAGAAAAGUUAUUUGAAAGAAUUAUCCAAUUAAUCCCACCCAUCUGUUCCAUGACCCUGCCCCCUUCCUCCUGUGAAAUAACCAGAUGAAAAUUAUGGUUGGGUAAUUUAGGCAGAACAAAUGUUCAUCCACAUAAUCCUGGUAUUGCUGAAAUAGAUCUAAGUAUGUAAAGAGAAGCACAUUUCCUUCUUGUUAUCCACCACAUCCCUCCAAAGAAACUCCGUACUCAAAAUGAGGUCAAAUUAUAAUCUCAUUGAAGCAUUAAUUAUAAAUUAUUGCAAGAACCAAUAAACGCAAUAGAAGUGAAAUGGCACUAAUUAAAUGUUGUAGUUGAUAGACCACUUUGCAACCACUCUUCUUGUAUAUGAAAUAAAUAUAAACAGGGUGAUCUUAACCUUUUUCUAUAUUUCCACAUUGUAACUUCAGGAUAUUGAUAUAAUGGCAAAUCUGUUGCUUUGCUCUUUCCAAUUCAUUUCUGAAUUGUAUUCCUGGUAAUUCUCAUCAAGUGCAAUCAUACCUGGUUCACAGGGAACAAGUACUGAUAGAGUUCAGAUUUGGACCGUAUAAUCAAGUUGUACCCUUAUUUUUCAUUGAUAUUUACAGGGUUCCUCGUCAUUUUUGUUCCAGGUCAAGGCAGUGUUUGGCACCUCUAGAUCCAUGAUUUAUUGUAUUGUGCAUUUGCAUAACAUGUAGCUCCAAAUGGCAGUCAUAUCUCUAAAUAUAGAAUUAAGUAUUGUGAUUGGAAUUAAGGAGAUUAUUUUGCAUGUACAGAAUGUAGUGACUUCUCUGAUUAUUUGAUACAGUGGACGCGCAGCAUUGGUAUUCCUCACAUUAUCGAGUGAGAAAAUGAAUAAUGACAAGAAUUAUAGAUUAGUGCAUAAAGGAAAGAACAUGGCAGAUAUGAACCAACCAGCUUUAAUCCUAUUCUGCUGAGUUUUUAGUGGUUAAUUCUCAGUAUUGUUGCAUCAGUUUUGUACACCAAUGAGCUCUUUGACCUGGGUAUUGCAUGGACAGCAGAUGAAGAUGAGGACAACUUAGUUGUGAUGACUUCUUAAGAUAGAAAGAAAGGACAUGCAAAAUUAGUAUCAAGUAGUCAUUUGCAACAGAAAUCUUCCAAAAUCAAUGCAAGGCAGGUUUUGGGCCUUAGAAAGGGAGUUGGCAUUUUGAAUCCCCAAUUUACUUCAUUAAAGAACCCGCUAAAAUGAUUCACUUAACAAUCUGUCAGAGAGGAAAAAAAAUAACCUGCAUAUAUGUGGAGAUUUUGUUCACAAUCACAGUUAUAAAUUAAUAUAUUUAAUUUACAAAGCACAAUUGCCAUAUGUAUACAUGUCUAAACUUGUUAAAAGAAUAGCCACCUUUUACAUUACACUUCAGUGCUGUGUGAAUUAUUGUAAACAUUUAUUGUAAAAUACAAUUAGACCCAAAAUUUCCCAAACUUCAUGUAACUUCCUGCAACCAAUAAUGUACAUUCCAAAGCAGUCUGACAAACAAAGUUUAAUAAGACUUGUGUGAACUUACCUAGUCCACUUUUUCUGUUAAGCAUAUUUGUUAUGAAAUUUUAAGACAUUCACACAGAAAAAAAAACUUUUAAGAUCUUAGAGCGUUACCCUUGCAGGUUCUCCCUAUGUUAUACAGAGCAUCUUGAAUCCCUGCUUCUCCAGCUUUGUGACAGGUGAACCCGUAUUGUGUUGAGGAGCCCGGAGACAAAAGCAAACACCGCAUCUGCCUGAAGAUGGCCAUCUGGAAAUCUAAUGUAGCAAAAAAAAAGACAAUGUUGAGGGACAUCUGUAAAUGAUGGACAGUAUUUUUUCUGUUUCUGAAAAAUUUUCUAAAUUUUUGUAAUUUUGUAUUUAUCAUGUAUGUUCGGCUUUAUACGGCCACAAAGUAGCAUUAAAAUUAAUGUAAAUCACAAUGUCAUUUGAUUUUCCUCAGCUAAGGCAUGAGUGAUUUGAAGGUUCAUGGACUUCUUGUAUUGCUUUUUUUGGGGUUUUUUUGAGUGUUGAAGAAAAAAAUGUAAUAGCUUAAUAAACUCUGUUCAAUUCCUAA
Hypanus sabinus (Atlantic stingray) is the source of this 6258-nucleotide messenger RNA. It is a transcript of the gene etv1, whose product is annotated as ETS variant transcription factor 1. The transcript is spliced from 12 exons. Lineage: Eukaryota; Metazoa; Chordata; Chondrichthyes; Myliobatiformes; Dasyatidae. The record is from RefSeq and is a predicted model, not a curated record. Gene Ontology annotation, biological process: cell differentiation; regulation of transcription by RNA polymerase II. Bases 227 to 1603 code for a protein of 458 amino acids. Gene Ontology annotation, molecular function: sequence-specific DNA binding; DNA-binding transcription factor activity, RNA polymerase II-specific. Gene Ontology annotation, cellular component: nucleus.